AUGACACUCACGGAGGAGGUGGCGGUGCUGGUGCUGCUCUUGAUUUCUGCAGCAGCUGCGCAGAUCGGGCCGCGAAUUGUUGGCGGACAGACCUGCGGCGAACACUCCCAGCCUUGGCACGUGGCCCUUUAUGAUAUGAACCGGUUCUAUUGCAGCGGGACUCUGCUGAACAGACAGUGGGUGCUGACCGCAGCACACUGCAAAAUGCCAGGCCCCACCUACAUACGCCUGGGAGUAAGCAACAUGACCAUCUCAUCACGUGGUGAACAGCAGAGAAGGGGGACGGCGUUCGUGGUGCACCCAAAGUACAGCCCUACCAGCAAGGACAAUGACAUCAUGAUGAUCAAGCUCUCCUCAUUGGUGGACAUCAACGACAGAGUCCAGCCCCUCAGUGUGGCCAAUCGGUGCGUCUCUCCUGGAACACAAUGUCUCGUGACAGGCUGGGGCACGGUCACCAGCCCUAAAGUAACCAUUCCUGAAGCACUGCAGUGCGCUUACCUGCGUGUCAUCCCUCAGAGGGAGUGCGAGAGCAUAUAUCCUGAUGCCAUCACAAGCAACAUGCUGUGCGCCGGUGAGAGGGAAGGAAAUGUCGACUCCUGUCAGGGUGACUCUGGGGCUCCCCUCAUCUGUGAUGAAAAGAUUCAGGGCAUCGUGUCUUGGGGUCCGGAAGUGUGUGGCCAGCCUGGGAAGCCUGGUAUCUACACCAAGGUCUGCAACUAUGUGGACUGGAUUCAGCGGACAAUAAGGCGCAUGUGA
Gekko japonicus is the source of this 756-nucleotide messenger RNA. RefSeq names its product cationic trypsin-like. Lineage: Eukaryota; Metazoa; Chordata; Lepidosauria; Squamata; Gekkonidae. The transcript has 5 exons. Gene Ontology annotation, molecular function: serine-type endopeptidase activity. The record is from RefSeq and is a predicted model, not a curated record. Gene Ontology annotation, biological process: proteolysis. Bases 1 to 756 code for a protein of 251 amino acids.